Messenger RNA from Penicillium brevicompactum, 1389 nucleotides. RefSeq lists its product as uncharacterized. Lineage: Eukaryota; Fungi; Ascomycota; Eurotiomycetes; Eurotiales; Aspergillaceae. The record is from RefSeq and is a predicted model, not a curated record. The transcript is spliced from 6 exons. The coding region runs from base 1 to 1389 and encodes 462 amino acids. Gene Ontology annotation, molecular function: protein binding.
AUGAAGUACUCCAUUGCUUCUCUUGCGUCGCUCGUGGCCUUCGGAGAGUGCCUUUCUUUGCCUCCACUUAUCCCCACCAUUCCCGGUGUCACUGAGGCUCUGACUACCAACGCUCCUCCUUUGCCUAUCUUGCAGGUCCCGACUCCUCCUCUGGAGAGUCCUCCUUUUACUCCCAGUGACAUCAAGCCCAAGAAGAUUGGAUAUUUUUGGACUGGUUCCGCUGAUAAGUUCCACAAGGAUUUCCUUGCCACUUACAGUCUGGAUGAUGAUACCUUCGGUACACUUUUGUGGGUGACGGAUGUUCCCUCUAGUGGAAACGAUCCCCACCAUCUUGGACCUUCCCUCGACGGAAAGACCCUUUGGGGUGGUGGCCUGCUCUCUCUCUUGAAGACUCAGGACACUGGAUUCUACUUUGAUACCUCCGACCCAUACCGCCCCAAGUUCUUGAAGAGCAACCGUGGUAUCCUCGGGUCCAUUGCUGAUGAGGUCCGUGCUAAGCCUGACGGUGGCUUCUUCAUUACCUACAUGGGUUCUGCCGUUGGUACCUCUCCCGGUCGUCUCAUCGAGACCGAUGCCAACUUCGACAUUAUCCACGAAUGGCCCGAGGAUGUGGAGGGAACCCUCAACAUUCUUGGUCAGCAGUUCUCUCCUCACGGUCUUAGCAUUGACUGGGAGAAGAAGCUGAUUCUUACCUCCGAUUUCGUUGAGCCCAUCACUAUCCUGAAGCCCAGUGCUGGUGUGCGUCACGCCGAUACCCUCCGUCUUUGGGACCUGGACUCGAGGAAGAUUCUUAGCACCCUCACCAUCCCCAAUGGUGGCGGUAUCCAAGAUGUCAAGUUCAUCCCUGGUCACCCCGAGUCCGCCGCUAUUGCCACUGCCGUGCACUUGGGUCAACUCUGGGUCAUCUACCCUCUGCGCAAGGAUGCGAACGGCAACCAGGGUGUGAUCGAAGAGCUCUACGACCUCGGACCCAAGGCCCGCGACACCAUCGCUAUCUAUUCCGACAUCAGUCAAGACGGCAAGUACUUCUACGCCACUCUGACGACCGCCAACCACGUUGCUGCCCUUGACAUCAGCGACCUGAACAACAUUAAGCGCCUUGAUGACCCCGAUGAGGACCAGCCCACCGUCGGCCCCCACUACAUUAAGGUCACUCCCGAUCAGAAACACUUGGUUGUCACCGAUUACUUCGUGCAGACCGGCGAGAUUGGUAUCAUCAACACCCCUGCUGACUUCAAGGCUCUUUACAUCGAUCUACAAGAGGAUGGAAGUCUUUCUUUCAACCGAACCAUUGACUUCAGCAAGGAGUUUGCCAACCGUGGCGGAGCUAAGCCUCACUCCAGUGUUGUCUUUGAUCUCACUGACCCUGAGAACCCUCUUUACUACUAG